UCCGUUCAGUUUGUUUGUCAGAGUGCCGGCGCAAGUGAGUGUCCAGGGACUGCUUCUUCAAGGGUCCCUGCCGGGAGGGUGCAGACGAGUGGCUCAGAUGGAGGGAGCAAGGAUUCCUGGGCCCCUCUGUGAUUUCCCUAGCCAAAUAUUCUCUACCCCUUCCCCACCUCGGAGAUGGGCAGCGCCAGGGCUUCGGAAUCACACUAGCCCUGACUCUUGCCAGCCGUUGUGGCCUCUCCCAGCCUGUUUUCAUUUCUGUACACGGGAAAUAGCGAGACCUGCCUGGCUGCACAUAAACCAGUGGACGUACCUGCAAGACAGAAGACCUGGAGAGGCGGUGGCGAUGCUGUUGCGCGCGCAGGCAGCGGCAGCGGAAUGUGAGGACGCGGAGCUGCGGUGCCGCGUGGCUGUGGAGGAGCUGAGCCCGGGCGGGCAGCCGCGAAGGCGCCAGGCCCUACGCACGGCGGAGCUGAGCCUGGGUCGUAACGAGCGCCGCGAGUUGAUGCUGCGGCUGCAGGCGCCCGGGCCCGCGGGGCGGCCGCGCUGCUUCCCCCUGCGCGCCGCGCGCCUCUUCACGCGCUUCGCCACGGCCGGGCGCAGCACUCUGAGGCUCCCGGCCGACGGUGCUCCCCGGGCGGGCGCCGUGCAGCUGCUGCUCUCCGACUGCCCCCCGGACCGCCUGCGCCGCUUCCUGCGCACGCUGCGCCUCAAGCUGGCAGCGGCCCCAGGUCCCCCGCCGGCCUCCGCACGCACGCAGCUGCUUGGCCCGCGACCCCGCGAUUUCGUUACCAUCAGCCCCGUGCAGCCCGAGGAGCUUCGGCGCGCGGCGGCCAACCGGGUCCCGGACACCACGCCCGUGAAGCAGCCCACGACAGAGCCCCCGGCGGGGGCUGAGCCCAGCACGGAAGCCCCAAGGUGGCCCCUGCCCGUGAAGAGGCUGAGCUUGCCCCCCACCAAACCACAGCUCUCUGAGGAACAGGCUGCUGUGCUGAGGGUUGUCCUGAAAGGCCAGAGCGUCUUCUUCACUGGGAGUGCAGGGACAGGGAAGUCUUAUCUGCUGAAGAGAAUCCUGGGCUCACUGCCUCCCACAGGCACUGUGGCCACUGCCAGCACUGGGGUGGCAGCCUGCCACAUUGGGGGUACUACCCUCCAUGCCUUUGCAGGCAUUGGUUCAGGCCAGGCUUCCCUCGCGCAAUGUGUGGCCCUGGCCCAGCGGCCAGGUGUGCGGCAGGGCUGGCUGAACUGUCAGCGGCUAGUCAUUGAUGAGAUCUCCAUGGUGGAGGCAGACCUGUUUGACAAGCUGGAGGCCGUAGCCAGAGCUGUCCGGCAGCAGAACAAGCCAUUUGGAGGGAUCCAGCUCAUCAUCUGCGGGGACUUCCUACAGCUGCCGCCUGUAACCAAGGGCUCCCAGCCCCCGCAGUUCUGCUUCCAGGCCAAGAGCUGGAGGAGGUGUGUCCCAGUGACCCUGGAGCUGACCGAGGUGUGGAGGCAGGCAGACCAGACCUUCAUCUCUCUGCUGCAAGCUGUGAGGCUGGGCAGGUGCUCAGAUGAAGUGACCCGCCAGCUCCGGGCCACGGCUGCCCACAAGGUGGGGCGAGAUGGGAUUGUGGCCACGAGGCUCUGCACCCACCAGGAUGAUGUGGCCCUUACCAAUCAGAGGCGGCUGCAGGAGCUACCAGGUGAGGUACACAGCUUUGAGGCCAUGGACAGUGACCCUGAGCAAGCCCGGACCCUGGAUGCCCAGUGUCCUGUUAGCCAGCUCCUUCAGCUAAAGCUGGGGGCCCAGGUGAUGCUGGUGAAGAACUUAGCGGUGUCCCGGGGCCUGGUGAAUGGUGCCCGAGGAGUGGUUGUGGGGUUCGAGGCUGAGGGGAGAGGGCUGCCCCAGGUACGGUUCCUGUGUGGAGUCACCGAGGUCAUCCGUGCUGACCGCUGGACAGUGCAGGCCACUGGGGGCCAGCUCCUCAGCCGGCAGCAGCUGCCCCUCCAGCUGGCUUGGGCAAUUUCCAUCCACAAGAGCCAGGGCAUGUCUCUGGAUUGCGUGGAGAUCUCUCUGGCCCGUGUGUUUGCCAGUGGCCAGGCCUACGUGGCCCUUUCCCGGGCCCGCAGCCUGCAGGGCCUGCGUGUACUGGACUUUGACCCCAUGGUGGUUCGCUGUGAUCCCCGUGUGCUGAGCUUCUAUGCCAACCUGUGGCGGGGCAGGGGCCUCAGCCUGAGGGGAGAGGCGGUGAAGACAGGUGCUCCAGGAGCAGGAACAGGCCGUAGCGGUCCUGGGGGAACUCAGGCUGAGUACAGGCUCCAAACAGAGAAGGGAACCUGGAGGCAUCUUCCCAGCUAGGCCCAGCCUAACACAAGCCAGGACAAACACCCUCCUGAGCCUACCGUAAGAACACGCACUGUGAACUGUGCGCCCGUAUCUUAAGCUGCUUCUUCAGAGAAGAAAUGGUGUUUGGGGGUAUUGAAAUGGAUAUUCUCAAAUUGUAUUUAUUUAGGACAAAUAAACUUGAGACUUGUGCAAGGACUGUGAGUCUUCCGCUCUCUUUAAGAAGGCACUCCUUCCUGGGGCCCCAGGCACCCAUUCCAGGGAGGCUGUGCCCGCCUCUGCCUCCUCCUCCCAUGCACACAGAGGUGUUUACGUCCUGAUGGCUGAGCCCCCAGCACCCUUAUGUGAGAUUUUGUUAGUAUCACUGGUGAUUUGGAAAGCUUAGGUUGGCGACACACGAUGAAAUAAGAAGGCGAACCACCGUUACCAAUAGUCAGACAAGGACACACUAGAGAAUUCACGUGGUGGGGAACAAGCCUGUCACAACAUCUAAAGAAUGCUGGGGGCCUCUGGGGGCCUCAGCUGAAACUUCCUCACUUUGGGUCUUGCUGGCGCUCCAGCUGAUGGGAGGGUAUCAUGAACACACUAGCUUCAGUUGAUCAAAAAGCCUGAUGAAAAUUGCUCAGGGGUCCUCAUAGGCUGGCUAAAACUAUUAGGGUUCCCUGCUUAUGGGUGAAAAGGUUAUCAAUUCUGGCUGGUAAAUACGGGUUCUGGUGGAAGCAUGCUUGGGAGCUACAGAGAGCAAUCUACUUAAGUGUAAAAUCCCUAGUGGUGGGAGGAGUCGAGAAUAAUAAAGCCAUGCUGGUUGCUGGAGGACAUGGAAUUUGGGUGCUUGAAGGUGUUUAAUCCUUGUCUUCCCAAAGCCAGGAGGGGCCCCAGUGCGCAGAUUGGGUGCUCAGGGAGUGUCUGGUUAAGUGAUGGAGACCAUUGACACAGGGGCUCAGUGCUGUGGUGGUUCGAGGCGCUAUGGGGCCUCAGACUUUCAAUGUGGGCUUCGCGGGGGAGGUAGGGCUACUGCCUGUGGAGAAUGUGACUGGUGAUCAAAGCUCAGGACAUAGACCUGGCUUUCCAUCCUGAUUUUGCCACUCGCCAGCUUUGUGACUUUAGGCAUGUUAUAUCACGUCUCUGAGAGGAUUUCCUCACUGAUAAAGUGCAAGUGGUAACUUCCUUUCACAUAGGGUUGUUGGGAGAAAGGCCAGCCACACAGCAGGAACUCGAUCAGUAGCUGUUAGUAACAUUUAUGAUUAC
Messenger RNA from Diceros bicornis minor, 3568 nucleotides. It is a transcript of the gene PIF1, whose product is annotated as PIF1 5'-to-3' DNA helicase. NCBI's taxonomy places the organism in Eukaryota, Metazoa, Chordata, Mammalia, Perissodactyla, Rhinocerotidae. The record is from RefSeq and is a predicted model, not a curated record. The transcript has 13 exons. Gene Ontology annotation, biological process: telomere maintenance; DNA repair. Bases 98 to 2335 code for a protein of 745 amino acids. Gene Ontology annotation, molecular function: DNA helicase activity.